This is a messenger RNA of Cornus florida, 2020 nucleotides long. Its product is annotated as WD repeat-containing protein ATCSA-1. The record is from RefSeq and is a predicted model, not a curated record. Gene Ontology annotation, biological process: protein polyubiquitination; transcription-coupled nucleotide-excision repair; proteasome-mediated ubiquitin-dependent protein catabolic process. The coding region runs from base 258 to 1631 and encodes 457 amino acids. Gene Ontology annotation, cellular component: nucleotide-excision repair complex; Cul4A-RING E3 ubiquitin ligase complex. The transcript is spliced from 10 exons. NCBI's taxonomy places the organism in Eukaryota, Viridiplantae, Streptophyta, Magnoliopsida, Cornales, Cornaceae. Gene Ontology annotation, molecular function: protein binding.
GGGCUGCUUUGUCUGUAUCCUCACCACAUUUUCCCAGGAAACAACACUGAAGACGAAGAAGAAGAAAAACAAAUUCGGACUUAAUUUCUGGGUUCCUUCUGGUUUUAUCCAUCAGUUGUGAUUGGUCAUUUUUGAACAUUUCUCUCUCUGAAUAUACACACACAUAUAUAUAUAUAUGUAUGUAUAUCUGUUGAAUUGAAUGCUCUCAGAAUCGCGCCAGAUUGGAAGUGAUAUUGGCGGUCGAAGAUGCGUGGACAAUGUGGAAGGAGAUCGGAGAUAGAGAAUCGGGAAAACUUCGCCCUAAUUCUUUCACCAGUCGCAUCAAAUCGAAUCGAAUCGCUUCUCUCCAACUCUCUAAUCACAAAGAAAUCGUCUCUCCUCACCGAGGCUCCAUUAACUCUCUUCAGGUUGAUUUGACAGAGGGACGGUAUCUAUUAUCCGGUGCGUCGGAUGCAUCGGUUGCUGUUUAUGAUAUACAGCGUGCAACGGAAAAUGAUAGGUGUGGUUUGGUUUCGAAGCACAAGUCCAUAUUUGUGGUGGAUAAGCAACACCAAGACGGGCACAAAUAUGCCAUAUCUUCAGCCAUAUGGUACCCCAUUGACACUGGGCUGUUCAUCACAGGUUCAUAUGAUCAUUACAUCAAUGUUUGGGACACAAAUACCACACAGGUGGUAAUGAAUUUUAAAAUGCCUGGAAAGGUUUAUAGGACUGCUAUGUCUCCACUUGCGACAACUCAUAUGCUGGUUGCUGCUGGUACUGAAGAUGUUCAAGUUCGCCUUUGCGAUAUUGCUUCAGGGGCAUUUGCUCACACACUGUCUGGUCAUCGUGAUGGUGUAAUGACAGUGGAGUGGUCCACAUCUAGUGAGUGGGUUUUGAUAACUGGUGGAUGUGAUGGUGCGAUACGUUUUUGGGACAUAAGGCGCGCUGGAUGUUUUCGUGUUCUAGAUCAGUCCCAUUCUCAGCUUGGAAGACGUCCACCUUUCCUAGAACGCUCUGCCUUGAAUAAGGCUUCAACAUCGAAAUCCUUGUCGGCAGGCCAGAGUACAUCUGUAAAAGCCCGGGCACUACAAAAGAAAAUAGCCAUUGGCAACGGAUCAAAGCACAGAAGUGCCAGUAAUGUUAAUGGAUCUGUAAAGCAGAGGUUGCAUCCAGGGAUGUUGUCCAGUCGAGAUCGUGCCACAGCUCAUUAUGGUGCAGUUAUUGGAUUAAAAGUGACCGAAGAUGGCAUGUAUCUUUUGAGUGCAGGUUCUGAUUCGAGGUUAAGGUUGUGGGAUACUGAAUCUGGCUGCAACACACUAGUGAACUUUGAAACUGUGCGCCUGCAAACCAGCAAGCCAAUACAGCUAGCCAUAACUCAGGACUCUGCACUUGUAUUUGUUCCGUGCAUGACAGCAGUGAAAGCGUUUGAUGUAUGGUUGGGCAGAACUUUUCUGACAUUUCGUGGCCACUAUGAAUAUGUGAAUUGUUGUUGGUAUAGUUCUCUGGAUCAGGAAUUAUACACUGGUGGUAAUGAUAGGCAAAUUCUUGUCUGGUCCCCAUCCAAUUUGAUGUCUGAUGACUUUGAUGAAAUGGAUGAUUGGAGCAGAAAGGGGCAGGCUCCUGCACUGGAUCAAGAUAACUGGAGCGAUUGACAUUUACACAUUUCAGAAAUCAGUUCAACUUAACACAACCAAACAGGGAAAGUCAUAGUGUAAAGUUUUCCUUGGUACUUUCUUGUCCUUUUCUCCAGAUUUCCAUUGCAAAUGGAACUUUAGAGAGGGUAUGCAAAUUGGAUUCAUCAAGUCACGUGUUGGUCAGGCUUUUCGAGUAGGUGUGUCCGUGUUUCAGUUCCAUAUUCCCCUAGUUUGUCACAUAAUUUUUUAUUUUUUUAUUUUAUUUUUUAUUUUAUUUUUAAAUGGUGUCCACAUGAAGUGAAAUGCCUCUAAUUUUAUUUAUUUAUUUUAUUGCACAAUUUUUAUUUUGACUUAUCUACUAUGUGGUUUAUCAUCUUUAUAUCUAGCACUGCAAAAGAAUUUGAAUU